AAAAGGGCCAGAGCGCUUCCGUAAGUGGGCUUCGGCGGACUCGCCUUCUUCUCGGGGUCCCACCCCUGGCUGUCUGCGCGCCUGUCUGCCUUCCUGUGCGCGAGUGCCUGACUUUCCGUGCCCGCGCCUCGACUCGCUCACGACUGGCAGGCGGAGAGCAGCGCGGAGUGUCCGGCGGACGGGCUCGUCGGGUUUGCUCCCAGUCAAGGGGUGCCUGAACAUGGCCAGCCCACCUACUGAGACCCCAGAGGGCUACACCGACUAUUACCUCGAUGACCUAGAAAGCUUUGUGGCCUGCGAGAAGGCCGACGUCCGAGCGUUUGCACAGACCUUCCUGCCCAUCUUUUACGGAGCCUUGUGUGUCUCGGCCUUUGCCGGUAACGGCCUUCUGGUGUUCGUUUGUGCGCGCCGGCCGAUGGCCUCCGCGGACCUUUACCUGCUGAACCUGGUCAUCUCGGACCUGCUCUUUGCGUCCACGCUGCCCUUCUGGGCCGCCUACGUCAGGCUCGACUGGAUGUUCGGGGACGGCGGCUGCAAAGCGCUGACCGCCAUGUACAACGUGAACUUCUACAGCAGCGUCUUCUUCAUCUCGUGCAUGGGCCUGGACCGAUACCUGGAGAUCUCCUACAGGGGCUUCCGUGGCGGCACCGGGGCUGUGGCCGUGUGUGCCGUGGUGUGGACCGUGUCGCUGCUGGCCUCCACGCCGGACUGGGCCUUCGCCAAACUCCAGGUCCAGAGCGGGCGGCGCAUCUGCCUGCACGAUUACGGGACGGAGCAGACGGCGCUCUGGAGAAUCCUCCUCCGGUCCCGCAUCAACGUGCUGGGCUUCGUGCUGCCGCUGCUCCUCAUGGUGGGCUUCUACUGCCGCCUCUACUGCCUGGUGGGCACGCGGGGGGCUCGAGCCUUCAGGCUGGUCCUUGCGCUGCUGCUCGCCUUCUUUCUGCUCUGGUGUCCCUACAAUGUCGUCCUGGUCCUGCUCACCCUGCAGGAUCUGCACGUCUUUCUGCACUGCGACACCAGCCGUCGCCUGGACUUCGCCCUGCAGCUGACGGAGAGCCUGGCAUUCGUGCACGUCUGCCUCAACCCGCUGCUCUACGCCGUCGUGACCAAGACGUUCCGCAGGAGCCUCGGCCACAUCGUCAAGUCCGUGCUGGGAAGACGGGACGAGCGCUCGCUGGAGGUGACCUGUGCCAGCCCGUCUACGCUGCACGACGAGGUGGCGCAGGAGCGCGAGGACACGGUGUGACGGACUUGAGGAGGAGGAGGAGCCCUAGCUAGUGAUGCCAACCCUGGAUGAAGAGCAAUGGGCUCCCUGGGCACCUCCCGCUUCUCUCCGUCUUUGCCAGUUUCCCACAAUCCUCAGCUGUCAGACUGGGUGAGGGGUGGGCCGGCUGAUUCCCUUUCUUCUGUUCCUCUUUUAGUUUGUAUGCACUGGCGGGGGGUGUGGGUGGUCUGCCAGUGGGACCCUGAGGAGGGCUGGUAUUUUGAGCUCGUCACAUCCUGCCCUCUGUUUUCUGUUUCUCCCUCUGCCCAUGGAAGGCUGUUUUUGGUGAAAUGAAGUGGCAUCCGAUGGGUAAAAUACACAAAACGUGGCACCGUUUUACGGAAUGUUGUGUCUGAAAUGAAACGCAAUGAGUCCCAACACAAACACUCAAAGCCCAGGUCCUCAUUAGGCUCUCAUUUAACCUGAGAAGCCCACCAGCCCGCCCAGAGGAGGUGCCCCACAAGUGGCAGGGUGGCAUCAGCCUACGCUGGGCAAUAACAUGCUUCUGUCUCAGAAUUCAAAUAACAAACUCUGUAAUGCAGCAGAUGGGAGAGGAUCACCGUUAACCCCUGGGGUGACAGAGCAAGGCCACAAGACAUCGUAGUACAACAACAGCACCAACUUCUAUUUCUGUCGUACAUUUUCAUACACACAGGAGCUCAACGUGCUUUACAUAAUGAAGAAUAGAAAAAUAAAAGACACAG
Polypterus senegalus (gray bichir) is the source of this 1968-nucleotide messenger RNA. Its product is annotated as atypical chemokine receptor 2-like. Bases 221 to 1246 code for a protein of 341 amino acids. Gene Ontology annotation, molecular function: chemokine receptor activity. NCBI's taxonomy places the organism in Eukaryota, Metazoa, Chordata, Cladistia, Polypteriformes, Polypteridae. Gene Ontology annotation, cellular component: membrane. The transcript is spliced from 2 exons. Gene Ontology annotation, biological process: immune response; chemotaxis; G protein-coupled receptor signaling pathway. The record is from RefSeq and is a predicted model, not a curated record.